UGACCUGUCACCCCAGCGUGGUGUUGUUCAAGCCUCACUCGAAAAUCUUUCCCCUGCCCAAGAAGGUACGUACCCCCCCCCCCCCGGUCGUAAAUGAGUAAGAUAUGGCAAAGCUCCUUGACAAGCCUAUGCUUCAGACAUUCUCGGAAGUAUCUUGCCAAGGCAAGUACAAUGUACUCAUGGGUGCAUACUACUAUUCUCUACGAUCUCCGGGAUUGGGCCCAAUUGGUUCCCUGAAGCUGAACCGAUCCUCACUACUUGUCGGCCAGAGUCUAUUGUCUAGUGUUGAUUCUAAGAACUCUCCUUUCCUUUUUUACGAACCGGUGGUAUUUUGUUUUUACUGUUAUACUCUACUACCUCUAUCUUCAAGAAACCAUCUCUCAUCGCAACAGCCGCCUCUGGAAAACAAAUACGGCUCAUCGACAAACCAGCACACAUUUUGUGAUCCAAUAGUGCUGAUUCUGAUCAACUCACCCGUGUGGACGACAAUGGCUCGUAUGCAACCGCCCACCUGGGACCGCUGGUCCGGGCACUAUCAACAGAACACCCAAUACUCGACCAUGGAUGCAUCUGCUAUGAUGCCUUAUGAUCCGAGGACAACGACGGCUCCGAUGCAGACGCAUCCCCAUGGACCGCAGUAUGCCAUUGGAACCACUUAUGCUAUGGCCUCUGUGCCAAGUAUGGCUCCAGUAUCUGGGAUGCCGCCACACAGCAAUUUUGGCGUAAAUCAAUAUACUCCCACAUCACCAUCAUCAAUGGUCAUGUCAUACCGCUCGUAUGCGGAUGAGCGAUCUUCUAUAAACGAGCCCUCACACGGUGUGCAUUAUCAUGCUCGAGAGGUGCCGCCAAUGUACAGGCAAGAGCAAGGUUCCAGUCCCCAAAUAAAGAGCGAUCCUAUGCCAUCAGGCCAGUUGCCUUUGCCACCAGUCCCCAAGCUUAGGACACCGGCAGAGGCAGCUGCCCCUAAGCCUACCCCUUUCAUUGGAGAGACGCCUAUCGAUGAGAUGAUGCGCAAAAUCCAAGCACAAAAUGACGAGGACGAAGAGGAAGAGGAAGAGGAAGAGGACGAAGAAGAGGAGGACGAGGAGGACGAGGGGCUCAUCUCCCCAAAGGCUUACCAAUCACCACCAUGCAGCAAUGCAUCGGGGUCAAGAUCUUCGAGUCCCCGCUCUACACGCAGCAAGCGCCGCAACAGUAAAACCCACCACAAGGAGAAGCGCAGGUGUACAUGGGAGGGUUGUAAGCGGACUUUCACCCAGGGCACGCACAUGAGAAUACACAUGCGUAGCCACACUGGCGAGAAGCCCUAUACAUGCGGCUGGAAAGAUUGCCAUUGGACCUUUUCUCAGCACGGAAACUUGAAGACCCACUAUCGUCGACACACAGGCGAGAAGCCUUACGCCUGUGACCAAUGCUCCAAGACCUUUGCACAAAAGGGCAACUUGAGAGCACACCAGUCAGUUCACGAUCCAACGAAGCGGUUCCACUGUUUGAUUGAGGGCUGCCAUAAGCCAUUCACUCAGAGAGGAAACUUGAAGAACCACCAAAACAAGUUUCACAAGGAAUCCGUCGCCAAGUACACAGCAUUGUUCGCUCAGAAGGCUUACACUGAGCUCAGCGAGGAAGACCAGAAGAUCUUCCUUCAUUUCAAGGAGAUCUAUGCCAAGAUGAACCAAGGCAUCAAAGGUCGCGGUGUUGGCCGAUCCAUCCAGAAGAAGUCGGCCAAUAACAGCCAAACUUUCCAGGAGAUGUCUAACUACUCGAUGCAGCAGAGAACACCUCCUAUGGAGCACUCGCUGCCACUUCAUCAAUUCUCUCAAUUGUCCGUUCACAACCCGUCCAAUUUGCCUCAACAUGGCCUGCCUCCUCAAGCACAAACGUGGCAGGGCUACUCUAUCCCACGUGAUGGCGGCUACCAGCCGAUACAUACUGCUCGGCCGCAGUAUGAGAUGUACGAGAUGGAGCACGAACCCAUUUCCAGCAAUGCGUCCAGUGCCGGAACUCUCAACACACCGACGGCCUCGAUAUACGAAGAGGAACACAACCGUGGUCUGGCAUUCCGCGAUCGGUACUAGGUUACGUUCGAGGACAUGAUACACAUGAGGAUGAACUUUAUGAUUACGCGGCAAGCUGUAUGACGCUACGUGAUAUUCCUUCCGUGAGGAGAUGCGACGGACACACACCAGCGAGCGCCAGAAAUCCAACAAACGCA
Molecule: messenger RNA, 2212 nt
Organism: Truncatella angustata
Lineage: Eukaryota; Fungi; Ascomycota; Sordariomycetes; Amphisphaeriales; Sporocadaceae
Exons: 4
Coding region: 105-2075 (656 amino acids)
Biological process (GO): regulation of transcription by RNA polymerase II
Cellular component (GO): nucleus
Molecular function (GO): DNA-binding transcription factor activity, RNA polymerase II-specific; RNA polymerase II cis-regulatory region sequence-specific DNA binding
Source: RefSeq, a predicted model, not a curated record